UCAGGGUCGUCAUCGUCGUCACUCACAACCAGCCAGCUUCCUCCGCUUCCUCACGCACACACCGCCGCCGGCAGGCAGGCAUGGAGAAGAAGCGGGUGGUCAUCGUCGGAGCCGGCGUCAGCGGCCUCACGGUGUGCAAGCACCUGCUGGAGCUCGGCUGCCGGCCGGUCGUCUUCGAGGGGGACACCGUGCUGGGCGGCGUGUGGGCGCGCGCGCCGGCCUGCACCGAGCUCCAGACGCCGCGGCCCAUGUACCAGUACUCCGACUUCCCGUGGCCGGAGACCGUGACGGAGGUGUUCCCGAACCACCGCCAGGUGGUGGCGUACCUCGACGCCUACGCGCGCCACUUCGGCGUGCUGGGGUGCAUCCGCUUCGCCCACCGGGUGGUCGGCAUGGAGUACCACGGCGGCGGCGGCGGCGGCGUCAGCGAGCAGGACAUGGACGCGUGCGAGGAGUGGGCUGGGAACGGCCAGGCGUUCGGCUCCGGCGCCGGCGAGUGGCGGUUGUCGGUGGCUGACGCCGACGGCCACGUUGAGACACACAAAGCAGACUUCGUCGUUCUAUGCAUGGGAAGGUUCAGUGGUAUUCCCAACAUACCUACAUUCCCAGCAGGCAAAGGUCCAGAAGUAUUUGAUGGGCAGGUGAUUCACUCCAUGGACUAUGCCAAAAUGGGCGCAAGUAAAGCUAAGGAGAUGAUCAGGGGCAAGCGUGUAACUGUUGUUGGCUACCUGAAAUCAGCACUUGAUAUUGCCGCUGAAUGCGCCGAAGUAAAUGGCACUGCUCACCCAUGUACAAUGGUGGUCAGAACAAAGCACUGGAUCUUACCGGACUACUUCGCCUGGGGCUUCCACAUCUCAAAGCUCUAUCUCAACCGUUUCUCUGAACUCCUCAUUCACAAGCCUGGCGAAGGCCUUCUGUUGUCAAUUUUGGCCACCCUUCUGACUCCGUUGAGGUCGGUGUUCUCCAAGUUCGCCGAGAGCUACUACUCCAUUCCGAUGAAGAAGCACGACAUGGUACCUGACCACAGCCUGUUCGAGGCGUUGGCUGCAGCCACCAUCGCCAUCACGCCCAAGGACCACUACAAGCGGCUGGACGAAGGCAGCAUCGUGCUCAAGAAGUCCAAGACGUUCAGCUUCUGCAAGGAAGGCGUGGUCGUGGAGGGUGAGACGUCGCCGGUGAAGAGCGACGUGGUGAUCUUCGGCACCGGCUUCAAGGGCGACGACAAAAUCAAGAACAUGUUCACUUCAGAGUAUUUUCGAAACAUUGCAGUUGGGUCAGAAUCCACUACUGUGCCUCUCUACAGGGAGUGCAUACAUCCUAAGAUCCCUCAGCUGGCCGUGAUCGGAUAUUCCGAGAGCAUUGCGAACAUGUACACCUCGGACAUUCGCGCCAAGUGGUUGGCGCGCUUCUUGGACGGCGGCUUCAGACUACCAAACGUCGCGGCGAUGCAGAAGGAUGUCUUGGAAUGGGAGAAGUACAUGAAGAGAUACUCUGGAAGAUACUUUCGCCGGUCCAGCAUUCUAAUCCUGCACACUUGGUACAACGACCAGCUCUGCCGUGACAUGGGGUGCAACCCGAGGAGGAAGAAAGGGUUCUUUUCUGAACUGUUUGAGGUCUAUGGCCCUGGCGAUUAUGCCAACCUACUCUCCAACUCAAAGUCCAAGGAGCAGUAGAGACCUUGUGCUUAGAUUCCUUUGGCGUGUAUAAAGAUCAGUUCAUGCUCUCAGAUAUUCUUGUUAUUCAACGAGAAUAUAUAAUGUGUGUACGUACUGUCGUGAUGACCAUCUUUGCACUUAUCUAAAUGAUGUAAAGCUUUCAUGAUAUAUAAUAAAGUUACGUGUAUGUUACUCCCUCCA
Sorghum bicolor (sorghum) is the source of this 1856-nucleotide messenger RNA. Its product is annotated as probable flavin-containing monooxygenase 1. The record is from RefSeq and is a predicted model, not a curated record. The transcript is spliced from 5 exons. The coding region runs from base 81 to 1673 and encodes 530 amino acids. Gene Ontology annotation, molecular function: NADP binding; flavin adenine dinucleotide binding; N,N-dimethylaniline monooxygenase activity. Lineage: Eukaryota; Viridiplantae; Streptophyta; Magnoliopsida; Poales; Poaceae.